Molecule: messenger RNA, 1308 nt
Organism: Quercus robur (English oak)
Lineage: Eukaryota; Viridiplantae; Streptophyta; Magnoliopsida; Fagales; Fagaceae
Product: pectate lyase-like
Exons: 4
Coding region: 1-1308 (435 amino acids)
Molecular function (GO): pectate lyase activity
Source: RefSeq, a predicted model, not a curated record
AUGGAAUCCAUCGAGCUUAGAUUGCUACUACUUUGUGCUUUUGUUGCAAUGUUUCCAACAAUCAUGAGGGCUCACAUUGCUGAUUUUGAUGAGGUGUGGCAGGAGCGAGCUGAAGAAGCCAGAAAGGCAGCCCUCAAGGCCUAUCAGCCAAAUACUCAGGAAGUCCUUGAUCAUUUCAACCACCAUGUCCACAAAGCCUUGAAUGGAACCGAUAGCACAAGAAGAAACUUGGGCAAAUAUAAAGGGCCAUGUUUGGCUACAAACCCAAUUGAUCGGUGCUGGAGAUGCCAAAAUGAUUGGGCUAAACACCGUAAGAGGCUAGCUGAUUGUGUCCUAGGCUUUGGGCGUAAGACAACAGGAGGCAAGCAUGGGAAAAUCUAUGUGGUGAGGGAUUCAUCCGACGAUCACCUAGUGAAACCUAAACGAGGAACCCUACGCCAUGCAGUGAUCCAGCCUGAGCCACUAUGGAUCAUAUUUGCUCACGACAUGAGGAUUAGGCUAAGCGAAGAGCUAAUAAUGACCAGCAACAAGACUAUAGAUGGGCGUGGUGCUAAUGUACACAUUUGCGAUGGUGCUCAAAUUACACUUCAAUAUGUGGACAAUGUCAUCAUCCAUAACCUCCACAUCCAUGACAUUAAGUCAGGCAAUGGUGGCUUAAUUAGGGACUCAGUGAAUCAUUACGGCCAACGUUCGAGGAGUGAUGGUGAUGGGAUCUCAAUUUUUGGAGCCACAAAUCUUUGGAUUGAUCAUAUUUCCAUGUCAAAUUGUGACGACGGAAUCAUUGAUGCCAUUCAAGGAUCCACAGCCAUUACCAUCUCCAAUUGCUUCUUCACCAGACAUAACGAGGUGAUGCUUUUUGGUGCAAGUGAUAGCUUCUCUGGUGACGAAAUCAUGCAAAUAACUCUUGCUUUCAAUCACUUCGGUAACGGGUUAGUGCAAAGGAUGCCAAGGUGCCGAUAUGGGUUUGCGCAUGUUGUCAACAACGACUACAAUCACUGGCUCAUGUAUGCUAUUGGUGGUAGCCAACAUCCUACCAUUAUUAGCCAGGGUAAUCGGUUUAUUGCUCCUUCAAAGGCAGGUUGUAAAGAGGUGACGAAAAGAGACUAUGCACCUGAGAGUGUGUGGAGAUCAUGGAAUUGGAGAUCAGAAGGUGAUUUGAUGGAGAACGGAGCCUUCUUUGUCGAAUCUGGAAGCCCAGUUAAAACGGAGCACAAGCACGAUGUGAUCAGUGCAAAGCCAGGGCAUUUUGUAAGAAGGUUGACUCGCUUUGCAGGUUUUCUUAAGUGCAUCAAAAAUAAGCCUUGUUGA